Messenger RNA from Acinonyx jubatus (cheetah), 4058 nucleotides. RefSeq names its product protein O-mannose kinase (gene POMK). Lineage: Eukaryota; Metazoa; Chordata; Mammalia; Carnivora; Felidae. Gene Ontology annotation, biological process: protein O-linked glycosylation; protein phosphorylation; carbohydrate phosphorylation. The record is from RefSeq and is a predicted model, not a curated record. Gene Ontology annotation, molecular function: ATP binding; carbohydrate kinase activity; protein kinase activity. Bases 2221 to 3342 code for a protein of 373 amino acids. Gene Ontology annotation, cellular component: endoplasmic reticulum membrane. The transcript is spliced from 5 exons.
UCAGAACACUGAUGGGUGUAGCUGGAAAGACUGAGGGCAGGUUGAGCAGGUGGCAUUGUUUCAAGAAAAGAAAGAGAUUUGAGGCUGGAGCAAUUCAGUAGAGCCGGUGUUUACUGGACACCUCUUAGUGACAACCAGGACAUGCAAAGCAGCAUUUUUUAAAAUUAUUAUUAAUUAGGAAGAACUACACUGGGUGGUAGAAGAGUCCCCUACUUCUAAGAUUUUUUGCUUAGAGGAAGCAGUGUUGCUGUGCUGACCCUUGACAUGCAGCCUCAUGGGCUGGGUCACUGGAAGAAUAAAGUUGUCAUUUACUGAGAUUCUGACCGCUAGAAACAGUGGAUUUGUGGGGAAAGAGCAGACAUUGAGUUUGGGAAGUAUUUCUGUUAUCUUUUUUUUUUUUAAUAAAUUAUUAUUUUUUUAAUGUUUAUUUUUGAGAGAGUGCAAGCAGGGGAGGGGCAGAGAGAGAGGGAGACAGAGGAUCUGAAACUGAUGUGGGGCUCAGUAUCAUGAACGGAGAGAUCAUGACCUGAGCUGCAGUCAGACCCUUAACCGACUGAGCUAUCCAGGUGCCCCGUUUUGUUAUCUUUUUAAGUUGAAAUAUAAUUCAUAUGCCAUAAGUUGUUUUUAAUUAAUUAAUUUAUUUUUAUUUUUAAAUCUUUAUUUUUGAAAGAGAGAGCAUGAGUGGGGGGAGGGGCAAAGAGAGAAGGAGAUGCAGAAUCUGAAGCCAACUCCAGGCUCUGAGCCAUCAGCACAGAGCCUGACGUGGGGCUCGAACCUAUGGACUUGUGAGAUCAUGACCUGAGCCAAAGUUGGACGCUUAAUCGACUGAACCACCCAACCGCCCCUAAAGUUUGCUUUUUAAAGUGUAUGGUUCAGUGAUUUUUAGUAUAUUCACAAGGUUUUGCGACCAUCACCACUAAUUCCACAACAUUUCAUCCACAAAAGUAAUCCAGUGCCCAUUAGCAGCCAUUCCCCUUCCCCUUUCACUCAGCCCCUAGCAGUCACUAAUCCACUUUCUGUCUCUAUGGAUGUGCCUGUUCUAGAUAUUUCAUAUCAGUAGAAUCCUAUGAUAUAUGAUCUUUUGUGUCUGCAUGUUUCAUUUAGGAUAAAGUUUUCCAGUUUUAUCCAUGUUGCAGCAUGUAUUAGUGCUUGAUUUCUUUUUGUGGGUGAAUCCUAUUCCAUGUUUGGAUAUAUCAGAUUUUUUGUCCAUUUAUCAUGAGGGCCUUUGGGUUAUUUCCGCUGUUUGGCUGUUAUGAAUAAUGCUGCUGUGAACAUUCACCUACAAGUGUUGGCAUAAACGUAUGUUUUCAGUUCUCUUGGGCAUAUACCGAGCAGCAGAUUUGCAUGGGGAACUCUAUGUUUAACCUUUCGAGGAACUUCCAGACUAUUUUCCACAGUGGCUGCAUCAUUUUGUAUUGCCACCAUCACUGUAGGAGGGCUCCUAUUUUCUCACAGCCUCCUCUGCACUUGUUCUUGUCUCUUUGAUGACAGCCAUUCUAGUGGAUAUGAGGUGGGUCUCAUUGUGGUUUUGACUUGCAUUUUCCUGAGGACUGUUACAGUUGAGCAUCCUUUUGUGUGCCUGUUUGCCAUCUGAUAUCUCCUUUGGAUAAAUGUCUGUUCGAGUCCUUUGCCCGUUUCUAAAUUGAGUCAUUUAUCUUUUUAUUGUUGAGAAGAAAUAUUAUUUUUGAAUUGUCUGUCAGAUGUUUAAGUGAUAUCAAGGAGCCAAGGGUGGUGUUCUGAGGAGGCUGGGACUAGGGCUUUACAACUGGGAGCUGUCAGCAGGUGGGGACAGAGAGCCAGAGUCUGGAUGAGGUCACAGAGCUUGAGGGAGAGGUCUGUCUGAGCCCUGAGCACUACAGCAGCUUAGAGUCAGAGGCAAAAGGAGCCCCCAAAGUGCACCUUCCUGGGAACCAAAUAAUAAAGGCAUUUCAAGAAGGAGAGAGUGAUCAGCCAUUCCAGAUGCCACUGAGCAGUCAAGAGAAAGAAGAGAAAGGGCUGAGGCCAUAGGAAUGAACUUGUCAGAGUAUUUUCAAACCAGUGCCUGGGGCCAACCAGAACGCUGAGUGACCCAGGUGUCUGGGUGGAAACCUGAGCUGGGAGAAGGAAGACGCCCGUGGAAGCUUCUGCCUCAAGCAUUCUUGAGUGUCAAGCAUCUGAUGUCCAGGGUCCUUCCAUCCCUCUCCCUUGCCAACCCCUCUGCCAUCCAACAACUAGGCAGUAAUGCUCCACUGCGGGCCUCACACCGGCUCUGAUGCUAGAGCUGAAUUGGAAAUUACAGGGGAUAACAGUAUGGAAAAGAAAGCCCAGGACAGCAGAAAAGGUGCCCCCCACAGAGCCGUGCCCCCAGCUGUGGGGCUGCUCUUCUCCAUGGCCCUCAUGAACACGCUCCUCUACUUCUGCCUUGAUUGGUUUUUCAUCUCCCGUCCACGCUCUGCUCCCAGCUCUGCUCACUGUCCCCACGGACACUUCAGAAUGGGACAGAUGAAAAACUGUUCACCGUGGCUGUCCUGCGAGGAGCUGAGGACCGAAGUGAGGCAGUUGAAGCGUGUUGGAGAAGGAGCUGUGAAGAGAGUCUUUCUGUCUGAGUGGAAGGAACGCAAAGUCGCGCUCUCACGGCUCACCAGUCUGGAGAUGAAAGAUGAUUUCCUGCAUGGGCUGCGGAUGCUGAAAACCCUGCAGAGUAAACAUGUUGUCACCUUGCUUGGAUACUGUGAGGAGGACAACACUAUUCUUACCGAAUAUCACCCCUUAGGUUCCUUGAGCAAUCUGGAAGAAACGCUCAACCUUUCCAAGUACCACAGUGUGAACACAUGGCAGCACAGGCUGCAGCUGGCCAUGAAUUACGUGGCCAUCAUCCACUACCUGCACCACAGCCCCCUGGGUACCCUGGUCAUGUGCGAUUCCAGUGACCUGCCCAAGACCUUGUCCCAGUAUCUGCUGACGAGCAACUUCAGCAUUGUGGUAAACGACCUGGACGCCUUGCCCCUGGUGAACCACAGCUCAAGGACUUUUGUGAAGUGUGGCCACAGGGAGCUUCACGGGGACUUUGUGGCUCCAGAGCAGCUGUGGCCCUAUGGAGAAGACAUGCCUUUUGACGAUGAUCUCAUGCCGUCAUAUGAUGAGAAGAUCGACAUCUGGAAGAUUCCAGAUGUCUCUAGUUUCCUUUUGGGGCACGUUGAAGGAAGUGAUAUGGUCCGAUUUCAUUUGUUUGAUAUUCAUAAGGCGUGUAAGAGCCAGACUCCUGCAGAAAGACCCACUGCUCGAGAAAUUCUAGACACUUAUGAGAAGGUUUUGAAUCUGCUCAGAGAAACUGUGAUGUCCCAGACAAGAGAAAUGCUAUGAAAACCAUUCAGUCAGUGAAGAAUGGGUUUCAAAGAAUAAAUGGAAUCAUUAUAGCAAUUCUUACUCUAAUGGUGAGUUUUUUGCUGUUCAGUGUGUGGUUCUUCCUCUGUAUCCACAUCCACAUGCACGUGUGAGCGUUGCUUAUCCCCUGGUGGGACCUGGGCAGAUGCCUCACCUUCUCACACUGAUCACUCCUGCUGAACUUGAGAAGCAGUGGAUCUAGCCAUAUCUGAAGGAGGUAACAAAAAUGUCACCACAUAGGGGCUUCACCUGCCCUAAUUACUGAAUUUGUAAACUUGUAAGAAACAUAUAAAGAAAAGAUCCGUAAAUGGCAGGAUAUGAAAGAAAUGUACAGUGGUUUUCCAAAGAAGUUUUUUUCCUCAUUUUUUUAGAUAAUAGUCAACAUUACCAGGGUCAUGGGAGUAUUUGUGGCCUGUCAACAUCACAUGGUGUUGAUGAGGCCAUCUUUACUGUUUUAAAUGAUUGUUUAAAUGUUUAAUGAAUGUGAAGCUCUUGUGCCAUCCUCUUUCCAAAAAUCUAAAGGAGAACUAUGAUAGCUUGCUCUUUGAAAUUUUGAAUGGGCAAGGAAUAUUUAGAACAGCAAGUAUGAGGGAAAUUGUAUUUAUGUUACUGCCUUGGAUGGUGUUUGUGAAAUUCCUAUUUACCUUCCAGCUAGGUUUUCUGUGUCCAAAAUAAAUUAUUGUGAACAGUUUACA